Aspergillus candidus is the source of this 1484-nucleotide messenger RNA. Its product is annotated as phosphotransferase family protein. The coding region runs from base 168 to 1262 and encodes 364 amino acids. Lineage: Eukaryota; Fungi; Ascomycota; Eurotiomycetes; Eurotiales; Aspergillaceae. The record is from RefSeq and is a predicted model, not a curated record. The transcript is spliced from 3 exons.
GCCUCGGUCCGGGUACGGCUGCGACGAUUAGAAAGAGUGCCUCUUCGGUCCCUUAUUACGAGCCCCUCGAGCACUGGUCCCAGCUGGUCUGUGAUCGUGUGCUUCCCAUACACAGUAUAUAUCCAAAGUUACAUUGACCCGUACGGUCGGUAAUUAUCCUCGCGACCAUGGCUGGAGCAGUGCGCCAGCCCAUUGACAUCCCGUCCUUGGAGCGCUAUCUCGAUCGCAAUGUGCCCGAGAUCAAGACUCCCCUGCAGGUGAAGCAGUUUGGCUUUGGCCAAUCAAACCCCACCUAUCUGCUCACCACCGUCGACGGCCAGCGUUACGUGCUGCGGAAGAAGCCCCCCGGAAAGCUCCUGUCGAAGACGGCCCACAAGGUGGAGCGCGAAUACAAGAUCAUCCAUGCACUGGGGCAGACCGACGUCCCCGUGCCCAAGACGUACUGUCUGUGCGAGGAUUCCAGCGUCGUCGGCACCCCCUUCUAUAUCAUGGAGUUCCUGGACGGGCGGAUAUUCAUCGACCCGGCCAUGCCUGAGGUUGGGCCCGAGGAGAGAAAGGCGCUGUGGGAAGACGCCGUGCGGACGCUCGCCAAAUUCCACCGGGUUGUGCCUCAAUCCGUCGGACUGGAGGGAUUCGGAAAGCCGUCCGGGUUCUACGAUCGCCAGAUCGCCACCUUUACAGCGGUGUCCAAGGCACAGUCGCAGGCUGUGGACGUAGAAAGCAAGGAGCCCGUGGGCGAGCUGCCGCACUUUGCAGAGAUGGUGCGGUUCUUCGCCAACAAGGCGACGCAACCGCAAGACCGAGGCACGCUGGUGCACGGCGACUACAAAAUCGACAACAUGGUGUUCCACAAGACCGAACCGCGCGUCAUUGGCAUCUUGGACUGGGAGAUGGCGACGGUUGGGCAUCCGCUGUCGGACGUCUGCAACCUGACCAGUCCUUACUUCCUGGACGGAACGGACCACACGGUCGCGAAUUUCCAGCCGGGCGUGACGCCGGGCCUGCCGACGCGGGACGACUGUUUGCGGCUGUAUGGCCAAGUGGCCGGCUGGAACCCCGUGCCGGACAUCAUCUGGGGGGAUGCCUUCUUCCAAUGGCGGAGUUCGGUCAUCAUGCAGGGGAUCAAGGCCCGGCAUGCGCUGAGACAGGCCAGCAGUGCGCGGGCGGCCGAGUAUGCGCAGAAGACGACCCCGUUUGCGUUGGGAGCUUGGGAGCGCGUCAAGCAGGCUCAGGCGGCAGUGCGCCAGAAGGGCAAGCUCUAGAAAAAAGAGACAUUCCAGUCGUGCCUGGGCCUUUUGGUGAUCAAACAGAACCUCCUCUUUUGUGGAGCAAGGCACGUCACCCGUAUAUGCAUGGUAAGCAAGAAUCGGCGGCCCGACGGUAUUCUAGCUAGGAUAUUUUAGAGGGGAUAGUCUACGGUGAUCAUCUUAGACCUGUAUCUAGAUGUUUGUGUAUGCAGUUUUAUUGAAUAGCGAAGACCAGCU